This is a messenger RNA of Penicillium longicatenatum, 1374 nucleotides long. RefSeq names its product N(6)-L-threonylcarbamoyladenine synthase family protein. The transcript is spliced from 2 exons. Gene Ontology annotation, cellular component: mitochondrion. Bases 1 to 1374 code for a protein of 457 amino acids. Gene Ontology annotation, biological process: mitochondrial tRNA threonylcarbamoyladenosine modification. NCBI's taxonomy places the organism in Eukaryota, Fungi, Ascomycota, Eurotiomycetes, Eurotiales, Aspergillaceae. The record is from RefSeq and is a predicted model, not a curated record.
AUGUUCUUUUCAAUAUCUUCAGUUGCGACUUUGCGCAAGUCAGCAGCAGGUGCAUCUCGCAAAAUUCUAAGCAACCGACGGGGCUUAUUGACCCUGGCAAUCGAAACAUCAUGUGACGACACUUCAGUCGCGAUUGUUGAGAAAAGGAAUGAAAGCUCCGCUGCUAGCAACACCAAAAUUCAUUUCCUUGAGAAUAUAACCUGCGAUUCACGAGCGCAUCGCGGCAUCCAUCCGAUUUUAGCCCUUGAAUCCCAUCAAGAGAAUCUCGCGAGCCUCGUCGACAAAGCCCUCGGGUACCUGCCGGCCUCAACAGAUGGAGACAAAUCGAUAAAUUUAGCGAAUGGGUCGAAUCGCCAGCGACCGGAUUUUGUCUCGGCAACUCGAGGACCUGGAAUGCGUUCCAAUUUGUCUGUCGGGCUCGACACUGGGAAAGCACUCUCGGUUGCUUGGCAAAUUCCUUUGGUCGGGGUACAUCAUAUGCAAGCACACUUGUUGACCCCUCGGCUGGUAUCAUGUUUGGACAAAGGCAAUGGCGCAGUGGCCUCAGGGGCCGUGGGGCCCCAAUUCCCAUUCCUGUCUAUUCUUGUCUCGGGCGGCCACUCGAUCCUAGUGCAUUCCAAGUCUCUAACGGAUCACACCAUCAUGGCUUCCAGUGAUGACAUUGCGAUGGGUGAAGCUCUGGACAAAUCGGCCCGCGAGAUUCUCCCUGCGUCCCUGCUACAGGGGGCAAAGAAUACCAUGUACGGCAAAACUUUGGAACAAUUUGUCUUCCCCAACGGCCCCUCGGAUUUCGCGGAUUAUCGGCCCCCGAUGAACCGGGGGGAGGAGGUGACCAAGCGCAAGAGCUCGUGGGGCUGGAGCGUAACUACGCCAUUCGCAAAUACCCGGGCUCUGGAACUGAGCUUCUCAUCUGUCUCCAGUAUGGUAAACAAAAUUGUCAAAGAUAGGGAAGGUCACUUAUCUCAAGAUGAGCGUGUCGACCUUGGACGGGAGGCAAUGCGUGUCUGUUUCGAACACCUAGCAUCUCGAACUAUUAUUGCGCUGGAAGCUCUUCGGGUGAGAAACCGCGAUGAAAAUGAGAUAAAGACACUCGUUGUGAGUGGUGGCGUUGCGGCAAACAAGUUCCUUAUGACCGUUUUGCGCUCGUUCUUAGACGUGCGCGGAUUCGAACACAUGAAGAUUGUUGCACCCCCUCCAUAUCUGUGUACUGACAAUGCUGCCAUGAUUGGAUGGGCAGGCAUCGAAAUGUUCGAGGCUGGUUGGCGGACCGAUCUAAGCUGUCGCGCUCUCCGCAAAUGGACUCUAGACCGUCAGGCCGAUGAUGGUGGAAUUUUAGGGCCCGGUGGGUGGAUUAUGGAUGGAACAGCUCUUUGA